Messenger RNA from Bipolaris maydis ATCC 48331, 2516 nucleotides. Its product is annotated as GIDA-domain-containing protein. The record is from RefSeq and is a predicted model, not a curated record. Gene Ontology annotation, cellular component: mitochondrion; cytosol. Gene Ontology annotation, biological process: mitochondrial tRNA wobble uridine modification; tRNA methylation. Gene Ontology annotation, molecular function: protein binding; single-stranded DNA binding; flavin adenine dinucleotide binding. Lineage: Eukaryota; Fungi; Ascomycota; Dothideomycetes; Pleosporales; Pleosporaceae.
AUGGAUUUCUCCGCGGAUGAAAAUGACGCUCUCCAACAGUACAUGCCCAGUCAGUUUGGCAAAAAAGAUGGCUCCGUAGACGUUGAAGCCCAGAUCGAACGCGCACGCCGGAAGGUUGUCGACGAGAGCAAGCCAGAAAAGAAAGAUGACGGAUCAGACGAUGACAAAGACUCCGAUGAUGAUAGCGAUAUGAGCGACGAAGAAGACGAGUUCCCGGUGUCGCACGAAUUGAUUAUCAAAACGCAUGAUCGCGCAGUUACGACAAUUGCCCUCGAUCCCUCUGGCACGCGGUUGGUGACUGGAAGUAAUGACUGCAUGCUCAAGCUUCACGACCUGAGUGCUCUCACUCCUAGUACGAUUCGCGCGUUCAAAACCGUCGACCCGUUCACCACCAAGCCAUCGCAGACAGCCGAGUCGCAUUCGAUACACCAGGUCCUAUUCGGUCCACAGUCGGGAGGACAGUUCCUUUGCAUAACUGCGACAUCACAACCGAGGCUUUUUAGCCGAGAUGGAGAUCUCAUAUCGGAGUUCGUCAAGGGGGAUAUGUAUUUGAGAGACAAGCAUAAUACAAAGGGACACACAGCAGAGGUUACUAGCGGCGCAUGGCACCCGACAAACCGCGAUCGUUUUGCUACAGCAGGCACGGACAGCACAGUGCGGAUAUGGGAUGUCAACAAGAGGAUGAAGCAGGAGGAGGUCAUUGUGUACAAAUCCAGAGCUGCCGGCAGCGCGGGCAUGACCAGGAUGACAGCCAUUGCUUGGGGCGCGGCAGCCGAAGGAGGAAGCAGUAUGCUAGUCUCGGCAGCCCUUGACGGAAGUUUGGUCAUGUGGGGUGGUGAAGGGCCAUACCAUCGUCCUACAGCCGAAAUAAAGGAUGCACAUACAAAGGACACUUGGACGAGCGGAAUUGAUAUCAGUACAGAUGGGAGGUUAGUGGUCACGAGAGGCGGCGACGACACGAUCAAGCUAUGGGACACGAGGAAGUUUAAGACACCUCUGAACACGACAUCACACCCUUCUACCUCGUCACAAUUCCCUACAUCUAAUAUCCAGUUUGCGCCCAACAUGCAAAGCAUAAUUACAGGAUCUGGAACUGGCCACUUGCAUAUCCUUAACCCAGCGACGCUUCGCCCAGAACUGGUCACACCUGUAACGCCAGGCUCUCCUCUAGUCACGGUCAAUUGGCACCCGAAGCUCAACCAAAUCCUCACCGGUUCGGCCAAUGGUCAAACAACCAUUCUCUUCAAUCCCAAGCUAUCUAACGCCGGCGCCCUCACAAUUCUGAGCAAAAAGCCUAAGAAGCGACACGUUGACGACGACCCGUCCCUCACAGUAGACAUGGACCCGCUAGGUAUGGCAGGCGAGGCCCACGAUCCAUCCGGCAACGCGGCAUCCUUCUCAGCACGCCACCCUACCAUUGGCCUUACAGCAUCAGGCAAGAGCAGAGAUCCCAGAAGGCCGCAUAUUCCUGCUACAACGCCUUUUGCCAAGUCUACACCUGAUCAGAAGUACGUUAUGGAGCAGAUUGCUGGCAGUGAUAUGAGGGACGAGGACCCUAGAGAGGCGCUACUCAAGUAUGCGCCAAAAGAAGGUGAAAAGGCCAUUUUCACGGGUGCAUGGGAGAAGACACAACCAGUAGGCAUCUACAAAGAUUAUGAUAGCGAAGAAGAGAGAGAUAGCAAAAGGAAAAUCUCUCCAAUUCGACAACUCCCACCACCGGCAAACAUGUUCACCUCAACCAUCCGCACUGCCGUGCGCGCACAGCCCGCCGCCGCCGCCGCCUUCACACGCAGUUUCUCUUCCACUCGCCCCUCGCAAGUUGCCCGCAUGACUGUUGUCGGCCGCCUCGGAGUUGCGCCAGAGGAGGUUACCAUUUCUGGAGACCGAACAUUGGUGCGCUACGUGGUUGGUACCAGCUACGGCAAGGGCGAAGAGAAAAAGACCAGCUGGUUCCGGAUUGCUAGCUUUGUCCAGGGCGCACAGAAGGAUUUCUUGAUGAAUGUGCCCAAGGGCUCGCUGCUCUAUGUCGAUGCUGAUGCGCGCAUGGAGACAUAUCUCGAUAGUGAGGGAAACAAGAAGAGCAACUUGAGCUUGGUCGCCCGUAACUUUGACGUGCUGUCGCGCGCCCGCAGCGACGAGCCUGAUACCAACGACGAGGGUCUCAUCCAGGAGGCCUCCGGUUAGACAUGCACGGCUUCAAUUCUCAUGUAGAAUCAAUGUCACUUUGCGCAACAUGUCUUAAAUUCGGAGGCUGACUGGAAGAGGAUGGCGUGGCAAGGUCAAUGCACACGCAAUUGCGAAUGGCAGUGGCGAUGGCCUUUGCCAGCCGCAGUAUGAAUUGUUUGCCGAAUCUUGAUUCAGGAUAGCAGAGUGUAUGAAUAUUGUCUGAACGUUUCUACUGUAUGAUCUCUCCGCUCAAAGCGGCUGGCGAUAAUGCUUUCCGAAUGAUACCUUUUUCCUUGCAAUGCAUUGAUUCGCGCUGCCCAUGAUUUUGACAACAGGCGGUAGCCAUGGAU